AUUGUUUUUAGUGCUGUCAGUUUAGUUUUCAUUAAACUCUUCACGUUUCCUCGCGAACCGAAAAGGGAAAACAUACACCAGCAAAUCUCUGCUAAAAAGAAAGAAAAUGGCACCAAACGCAGCCCAAGCAGUUCCACAAUCACGUUAUGAACCAGAAACUGGCAUCAAUGCCAUUUUAUUGGGACCUCCUGGUUCCGGCAAAGGAACUCAAGCCCCUUUGUUGAAGGAGAAAUACUGUGUCUGCCAUUUGUCUACUGGUGAUAUGUUGCGUGCUGAAAUCAGUUCUGGUUCCGAUUUGGGAGCCACUCUGAAAAAGGUCAUGGACGAAGGCAAAUUGGUAUCCGAUGAAUUGGUGGUCAAUAUGAUCGAUAAGAAUUUAGAUAAACCUGAAUGCAAAAAUGGUUUCUUAUUAGAUGGCUUCCCACGUACCGUGGUACAAGCUGAGAAGUUGGAUGAAUUAUUGGCCAAGAGAAAAUCUGAAUUAGAUGCUGUUAUUGAGUUUGCCAUUGAUGACGGUUUGUUGGUGCGCCGUAUUACCGGCCGUUUGAUUCAUCCCAGCAGUGGCCGUUCUUAUCAUGAAGAAUUUGCCCCACCCAAAGUAAACAUGAAAGAUGAUUUAACUGGCGAACCUUUGAUCAGACGUAGUGAUGAUAAUGCCGAGGCUUUAAAGAAACGUUUGGAAUCUUAUCACAGACAAACCAAACCUUUGGUUGACUACUAUGCCUUGAGAGGUUUGCACUUUAGCGUUGAUGCUGCCAGAAAAUCUAGCGAUGUCUUUGCCCAUAUUGAUCAAAUUUUCGUUCGCCAACGUAAACACAAAAUGCAAUCUUGAUUAGGAUUGUUUUUAAGUAAAUUAUUUAUUUAAUACUUGAUUUUUGUUUACAUAAUUUUUUUUUCUUUUGACUGCCACCACGAUUUAACAAUGCAGCAAAUGCAACAUAUAAUAAUUUUUUCCCUCUCACGUUAAGUGGUUUUAGUGAAUUUAAAUUUAUUAUUUUAAUUUAAAUUAAUAAAACAAGAAAUUUAUUUACAAAAAUGAAUAAACAAAAAACAAAAGCAAAUAAGUAAAACACAAACAACCUGUACUAUAAAAUGACUAAUUCCUCUUGUAAAUGUGUAAUAAACAAACAAAAUUUUAAAACAACAAAUGAAAUAUACUACCUAAAUAUAAAACAAAUAUGUCCAAAUAUAUAUAAAAAUAUACUCACUCUUACGAGUAUAAGUUUGAUCUUUUAAAAAUAGCCUACAUUAUUUGCAACAACAACAAAAAAGUUAAGUAAAGUAAAGAAACCGAAUACAAAAUUUGUUUUGUAUUCGUAAAUGAUACAUAUUGAUAUAGUGCAUUUACAAAGAAUUAUAAAAUAAAAUGAAAUUCUUAUUUAGGUGUCAGCUUAUAUACAAACAAACAAACAUACAUACUUCUUUCUAUAUAAAAUAUUUGUAAUUUUAGCGUUUUCUUCAUAAGGGUAAUUAAUUAAUUAAUGAAUAGUUUUUGUGUGUAUCUUAUACAAAACGAGAUAUAAAAAAUCAAAUCAAAUAUGUAUAAGAAAACUACUUGUUAUCAUGGUACUAUAAAUAAAUAAAAAAGAAAAACAAAUUAUUCAAAAUAAACUAAA
Molecule: messenger RNA, 1616 nt
Organism: Calliphora vicina (urban bluebottle blowfly)
Lineage: Eukaryota; Metazoa; Arthropoda; Insecta; Diptera; Calliphoridae
Gene: Ak2
Product: Adenylate kinase 2
Exons: 4
Coding region: 107-832 (241 amino acids)
Biological process (GO): ADP biosynthetic process
Cellular component (GO): mitochondrion; cytoplasm
Molecular function (GO): ATP binding; AMP kinase activity
Source: RefSeq, a predicted model, not a curated record